CGGCCGGAGGGGGCGGGGCCUGGGCCGCGGUUUUGUUCCGCUGGGGUCUCGGGGGCUUAGUCCCGGUGUGAGGAGCGCGGCUGGCGCCCCGCCCUACCCGGGCCUCCGCCCGGCCGCAGGUAGGAGCCCGGCGCCCGCCCGCACACCGCCAAGGGCCUCCAGGAGCCUGGGCCGCCGGAUCGCCGCGUCCCCGCGCGGUCAGCACCUGAGCCUCCGCACGUCCGGCCAGCGCCGCCCAAGAGAGAAGCAGAAAGUGUGGGGAGAUAUGAUGGUCCCUUGAGUCCCAAGAGCAGAUCCUCCCCAGCAACCUGUGGAAGGUGCCUCGGACUGUAUUCCUCUUGCUAGAUUGGAGGGUGUAGACAUUCAGCUCUGAAGAGUCCAUGGAAAUGGGUCAGCAUCUCUAAGUCAGAGCUAUAACCCUGAGAUUUAGCUCAGACUUGACAAUGGCUUGGGCCUGCUGAUGUCCGGUGUUCUGGAACUUCAGUGCCCAUAGAUGUGGACCUGGGAAGGGCCUCAACCAUGGUCACUCUCAUCACAGAAAAGCUGCAGAACCAGAGUUUAGAUGACCUCACCCGCAGGGCUUGUGAGGCUAGCCCGUAUUCUGCUGAGAAAUUGAAAAGUGGCUACUUGUUCCCUUUGGAGAUCGGCGUGGACAGGAGUCCCUGGAACACCUUACAUGGAGGAUGGUCCAUUGGAAGCCAGGCAGUAGCCUUAGGCCCCUUCCCCCUGGGCCCACAUGGUGUGUCUCACACUGAAGGUCCCAAGUGGCAGCCAGAGUCCCCAGGUCCUCGGCAUGUGGGCAGCUUCUUGGACGUCCAUGAAAACACAGGGCCACCUGCAGCACCACCAACCAAGCGGCACUGCCGGUCCCUCUCGGAACCAGAGGAGCUAGCCCGCUGCCACUCCCCAUGGCGCCCUGGCAGCUCCAAGGUGUGGACUCCCAUCUCCAAGAGGCGAUGCAACAGUGGUGGGAGUGCCACGCUGCAGUGUUGCAGCAGCUCCGGGAGCCCUGCCCUAUGGGGAAGUCUAGGCACAGGCCUGACCAGGAGUCCCGUGUCACUCGCUGGCCCCACGUCACCACCGACACCCCGGCCAGCCUCAGCCAGCAGUGGCUUUGUGGACAGCAGCGAGGGCAGCACAUGCUCAGGUCUGCCCUGGCGUUCUGCAGGGCCCUGUCCAUUUUUCUCCAGGCGCCGACUGUCCCUCUCACAGGAGCACCUUGUGGAUGCAGGCACGUGCCUGCCUUCAGCCAGCAGCACCCCCACAUCCACACCCCAGCUAGGCCGGCGCUAUGGCCUCCUCCGGUGCCGCUCACAGCCUUGUGUGCUAGAUGGGAGAAGGGGCCGGCGCAAGCGGAGACGGGAGGAGGACGCCAGAUGGACACGCCCAUCCUUGGACUUUCUGAAAAUGACACGGACAUUAAAAAAUUCAAAGAGCCUUUGCUCACUGGACUAUGAAGAUGAUGAUGAGGAUGACACCCAGGCGAAGACGGUCGUGUCCUCCCCGUGUGACUCACAGGGCCUUGUGGGCAUCAUCACACCUGGCUCUAGCCCAAGAAUUCCCAGGCCUUGCCCUGUCAGCCCCAGCCCAUGGGUUUCAAGGGAGCCAGAGGCCAGUAUGGGUGAGGGUGGGAGCAGUGGGGACACCAGUGACUGGGACAGUGCAGGAGAGGAGGGUGUCUUCCCACUGGACCACAGUGACCUGGACCUGGAGCAGAUUGAAAACAACUGACGCUUGGCUGAGCAGUAGCUGCCGUCGGUCGGUCACCUUGGUGCCUGACCAGUGGAGAUAAGUUUUGUGUUAUUUUGAACAUUGAGGCGUAAUUUUGAUUCAGUUUUUCCUAAAGAAGUAUUUUGCAUUUUUAUGGCUUUUACAGUUUGGGAGAGCUUCUCUAUUUUGAAAUGGGCUUCAGAGGGCAUUCUAUUAAACAUGAUGCUGCCUAGA
Nannospalax galili (Upper Galilee mountains blind mole rat) is the source of this 1944-nucleotide messenger RNA. RefSeq names its product family with sequence similarity 53 member A (gene Fam53a). Gene Ontology annotation, biological process: protein import into nucleus. NCBI's taxonomy places the organism in Eukaryota, Metazoa, Chordata, Mammalia, Rodentia, Spalacidae. The transcript is spliced from 6 exons. The record is from RefSeq and is a predicted model, not a curated record. The coding region runs from base 520 to 1731 and encodes 403 amino acids. Gene Ontology annotation, cellular component: nucleus.